Molecule: messenger RNA, 1109 nt
Organism: Pocillopora verrucosa
Lineage: Eukaryota; Metazoa; Cnidaria; Anthozoa; Scleractinia; Pocilloporidae
Source: RefSeq, a predicted model, not a curated record
GUGACUUGCCGUUUAUAGUCUUACGUUACUUGAUGAGCUUAACUUUAUAUCUGUGUCGAGUCUAGUCGAGAUUUCUUUCUUUUUUCGAGAUGGCUGAAGCAAGGGACCAGCUCACAGGGAAAAUAGAGAACUUGAGAAUUGGAAUCUUGAAAGAAGGCUUUGGAUUGAAGAAUUCCGAAGCAGAUGUGGAUAAGAUGGUUAGAGAAGCUGCAGAACAGCUGGCUACUGUAGGUGGCGCAGUUGUCGAAGAGGUGUCUAUUCCAAUUCAUUCUCACGGUGGUCGAAUCUUUAGGGCCAUCCUAGAGAUCGGAGGCGAUCGAAUGAUGUUUGACGGAGCCGGUUUUGGAACUUCUGCAGAGAUGUAUUACGACACCACUCUGCAAGAGGCCUUCUUCGAUGCAGCACUUGAAAAAUACGAUGUGUUGAUUCUGCCAACCAUCCCAAAGAAGGCACCAGUUUUCCCGAAGGAAAAGUCCCCUCCGUUGCAAGAUUAUUUGGAGAGGGCUUCUGAAAGUGUUCCAAACACGUCGCCAACAAAUGUCACAGGACACCCAGCCCUGUCAAUCAACGCCGGCUUCAGUGAUGGUUUACCAGUUGGUAUGAUGAUUGUGGGAAGAAAGCUUGACGAGGCGACAAUUCUGAAUGUCGCCCGUGCUUACGAGAAAAUCAGGGACACUACGUUUGAACCUUUCUAAUAUGCUCCCUUCCAGAAUAUUAGCUAAAAAAGGUAGCUCUUAGCCCUUUUAAGAUGCGUUUUGCCUAGAAUAGCGUAGUUUGUAUGUUCCCAACAUUUUGCUGGUCUGCGGUAAGCACUGGACGCGUCAAGUUUUAGGCUAUUUUACAUGCCACCUGUUGUCCAACCUUAUGCUAAUUGUAAAAUGUAGCAAUUGCGGGUUGAAACGUUUGCAUGACUGAAAGCUUUAUUAUAUCCUUCAGCAGCUCAAUAGUGUGAUUGUCAACAGAGCGACGAGAGCUCUUUUUUUAAAGAUGCUUCACAUAAAUGUUAAGGACACUGUCUCUGAAAUGUAUCGGCGUGUAGUUAUGCAUAUGCACUUAAUUAUCGUCUGAGCGCUAACUUUAACUCACUGUGUGUCAAUCGCAGUGGCAUU